CACACAAUCUCAUCAGGAAUGGACCUGGACACAGUGUUCGUCUCGCUUCUGCUCACAGCUGUCUUCAGCUCAUCAGCUCCCCGUCAGUAUGAGUUUGUUCAGAUGAAGAUGAACUGCACUGAUGCUCAGAGAUACUGCCGUGAGAACUACACUGAUCUGGCCUCCAUUGACAACAGCGCAGACGUGACCGAGCUGCUGAAGAGGGUGAACGAAUCUGCUGAUUAUGCCGUCUGGAUCGGGCUGAUGGAGACCCUCAGGAGUGAAUGGAAGUGGUCUCUGGGAGACCCUGUGUUUUACACUGCUCAUGAUUCACUGUAUCGCAACUGGGCAUCGAAUCAGACGACCAAUGGUGUGAAUUACUGUGCUUAUAUGAGUCGGGACGGACUGUGGAGUAAUGACAGCUGUAAUAGCCAAAGGUUUUUCGUCUGCUACAGUGACAGCAGUAAAGGAUUCAUCCUUGUGCAACAGUUGCUGAACUGGAGAAAUGCUCAGAGCUUCUGCCGAGCGAAUCACACAGAUCUGAGCAGCGUGAGGAACUCGAGUGAGAACAAGCAGAUUCAACAGCUCAUGAACACGUCAGGAGUCACUGCUGUCUGGAUCGGUCUGUUCAGAGACUCAUGGGAAUGGUCUGAUAAGAGUAAGUCCUCGUUUAGAGACUGGGCAUCCACUGAACCCCAUGGCAAUGAAGGCGCCACAGUGCUUGUGAUGAGUGGAGGGAGAAGGGGACAGUGGGAGGACUGGCCGUGCUAUUCAAAAUUCACCUUUGUCUGUCACGAAGAUCAGUUUAUACUCAUCAAGCAGAAUCUGAGCUGGAGUGAAGCCAUGGUGUACUGCAGACAGAACUAUGUGGACCUGGUGUCUGUGCCCAGCCCUCAGAUCGAGCAGCGGGUGAUGAGCGCAGCGAGAAGAGCCUCGACAGCGGCCGUGUGGAUGGGUCUGCAUCACUACUGCAGCAUGAACAUGUGGCUGUGGCUGCGCGGUGAGGUGGUCUGCUAUCAGAACUGGGCCGCGGGGAAUGGCACCGGACCACAGGACUGCAGCGAGCAGAGAGUCGGAGCCAUUCGGUCAUCUGGAGACCAGCGCUGGGUCAGCCUUCCUGCGACGCUCAGACUCAACUUCAUCUGCACCAACUCUGAGCCUUGAGUGUGUGCUUGCACUGCAAACAAUGAUGUCUCUUUACAAAUACAAAUAUUUAAACUUUCUUAACCUGAA
Messenger RNA from Carassius auratus (goldfish), 1212 nucleotides. RefSeq names its product macrophage mannose receptor 1-like. The coding region runs from base 19 to 1143 and encodes 374 amino acids. The transcript has 4 exons. Lineage: Eukaryota; Metazoa; Chordata; Actinopteri; Cypriniformes; Cyprinidae. The record is from RefSeq and is a predicted model, not a curated record.